Messenger RNA from Colias croceus (clouded yellow), 4018 nucleotides. It is a transcript of the gene Scm, whose product is annotated as polycomb protein Scm. Gene Ontology annotation, biological process: regulation of DNA-templated transcription. The record is from RefSeq and is a predicted model, not a curated record. The coding region runs from base 179 to 2101 and encodes 640 amino acids. Gene Ontology annotation, cellular component: nucleus. Gene Ontology annotation, molecular function: protein binding; zinc ion binding. The transcript is spliced from 5 exons. NCBI's taxonomy places the organism in Eukaryota, Metazoa, Arthropoda, Insecta, Lepidoptera, Pieridae.
UAAUAUGGACGUUGGAAUGGCGUCAUAAAUAGUUAAUGACGUUGUUUAUAUUUGUGCAUAAAAAUAUUACUUGGCUACAAAGUUCAUUUGAUUUUGUGAAGAUACAAAAAAUGUAAUUAUUGAAUGAUUAGUGCGUAAGGACAGUUUUCUAUAAUGUAUUAAAAUCACACCAAACAAAAUGUCAAACAAUACUGUCGGUUCUUCGGGUCAUGCUCCCGGCAAAAUACGUGGACCUGGUAGGCCUCCUAAACGUACCUGUACCUGGUGUGGGGAAAGUAAAACGCCUUUAAAAUAUGUUUUGCCCACGGAAAAUGGCAAAAAAGAGUUUUGUUCCGAGACAUGUCUUUCAGAAUUUCGACAGGCUUAUAGCAAAGGCGCCUGUCUGCACUGCGAUAAUGUUAUUCGCGGCAAUGCACCUCCCAGUAGCAAAAAUUUCUGUUCUACGUAUUGUUUGAAUAAAUAUCAAAAGAAAAAUGAAAAAAGAACAACUUCUCCACAAUCCGGCAAUGGAGCUAACGGUACAGAAAGCAAUUCCAAUAAUAAUUCUACUGGGUCCUAUUAUGAUAUUUUUCAGUCGUUUGAUUGGACCGAAUAUAUGAAAGAAACUAGUAGUGUGGCAGCUCCCGAAGAUUGUUUCAAACAAGCGCCAGUUCCUCCAGUUAACGAUUUUAAAGUGAAUAUGAAAUUAGAAGCUUUGGAUCCACGGAAUUUAACGUCAACAUGUAUAGCUACAGUGGUGGGCGUGCUGGGGCCGCGGCUGAGACUUCGGCUCGAUGGUAGUGAUAAUAAAAAUGAUUUUUGGAGACUAGUUGAUGCUGGUGACAUACAUCCUAUUGGACAUUGUGAAAAAAAUGAUGGAAUGCUGCAGCCUCCGUUAGGCUUUCGAAUGAACGCAAGUAGCUGGCCUAUGUUCUUGCUAAAAACACUGAAUGGAGCAGAAAUGGCUCCCCCUAAAGUGUUCCAACCGGAACCACCAACUCCAAAAACAAAUCUAUUUGUUGUUGGUCAAAAAUUAGAGGCUGUUGAUAAGAAGAAUCCACAGUUGAUAUGUUGUGCGACUGUGGGCGCAGUGAAAAAUGACCAGAUACAUGUCACUUUUGAUGGGUGGCGGGGUGCGUUUGACUAUUGGUGUAGAUAUGAUUCAAGAGAUAUAUUUCCAGUGGGCUGGUGUGCUCGGGCAGGGCAUCCCCUGCAACCACCUGGUCAAAAAAGUGCAACUACACCAUCUAGAUUUAAGUUACGUCCCAGUGGAAUCCCGAACCCAGCGUUACCAGAGGGUGGUUCGACUGGAGCGAAUACAGGCACAAACAACUCUGGCACAUCUAGUCCCAUACCCAAUGUGUGCUUGCGAAUCCGUAGCAGCUGCCAAGGAGGGAGCCCCAACAUGCCGGCGUCCGUCACAGGAGUGGGGGCUUCCGGAGUUGCCGAAACUCUUGUCAAAGAGCUCCUAAGUGUUCAUACAGAUUCACAAAAGCUGACGAGAGCAAUUCUCACAGCAUCUAGUAGCUAUUCAAAUAUCACUAAUGUACAGGUGUCGUCAGGCAGUAAGAAUUAUUCUGUGAAAGUUCCUUCCGACCUCACAACGGACGAGCUAAAGAACUGGCUGAAGGUGGUGUGUGCGGGGGCGGGCUGGUGUGUGGGACUGCUGGAGGUGGACUGCGGGGAGGCUGCAGGAAGGCCCUGCGCACUGUGCGGGGAGUCCACGUCUAAUAGUGUGACGUCGGUGUCCGCUGUGAAGAGGCCUAAGAGUGUGCUAGAAGCGAGUACGGGCAGCACGGGUGGUGUAGCAGAGAAGGUAGCGCGCGUGUCCCCCGAGCGCGCGGAGCCGGCCAGCUCCACGACGGGCGCGCCGCCGCCGCCGCCCGCCGCGCGCGCGCCGCCCGACUGGUCCGUGGAGGACGUCAUUGGGUUCAUCGCCGCGGCCGAUCUGGCGCUGGCCGCCCAUGCUGAUCUGUUUAGGAAGCAUGAGAUAGACGGCAAGGCGCUUCUGCUGCUGAACUCCGACAUGAUGAUGAAGUACAUGGGGCUGAAGCUGGGCCCUGCCCUCAAGAUAUGUAACCUCGUGUCGAAGAUUAAGAACCGCCGCCAUUACAGCACCUAGCUCGUAGCCAAGAAACCUAGUUUCUGACUAUAUCACCUUGCCCAAGUAUUAAAAGCAUUUUUUUAUCGAUUAAUAUCAAUCGUAGGUUCAUCGGGAAUCUCACUUACGUAUUUAAAAUCACAAAUCGACGUGAAAAAGUAGCAAAUAAUGAAUAAGAUACAAAAACGAUUUAUACAUUUUGAAAUCGAUGCGUGUUUCUCGCCUUGCAAUAUCGUAGCUUGUUCGACUGAGCGUUUGUGAUUGCACUUCCUAGCCAGCUGAAAUUUAAUUUUUAAUUUAUCUUUUAUCUAUAAUGGUAAAAUGUCUGGUGUUUAUAUUAAAGAGAUUUUAUAUUUGCUCAACACUUUCUAUACGCGAAUAAUUCAAAGCUAUCGAUGUCACUUUAAAAUUCCUUAAAUGCAUAAUAUGAAACUAUCGUGAUCUAUACAUAGUAUAUUUCGGUCGUUUCUAACUUAGAAUUAUCACAAAGAAUGUUUCUUUAAUGUAAAUAAAGGCGUAGUCAUGUAAAUAUUUUAUUUUGAAUGAGUGAAAAUGCAUUUAAUGUAUGUGCUCGUCAAAUUUAAUGCAGUGAUUCCUUCCCUGAUCGCUUCUAUUGUGUCACUGUGGGAUAAAACAAUUGUGUAUUAACGGAUUUUCACAGUAGUGAUUAUUAUGAGAUAUAUAAAGUAGUAGGAAGUAAGCGUCUCUGGUAAUGCUCCUAUUUUAUUUAGCUUUACGUUUUAUCUCACGGUGGCACAAAACCCUUUGCUAGUCUCGUGGUUGCAAACUGCAAUACAAUCGCGUACACAUUCUAAACACCUGACUGAGUAGUUUUAUCAAGCUAACUUUGAUAUCGUUUAACACCAACUAGAUUAUAAUACAAAUAAUACGAGCAAUGAUAAAAGCCGUUUACGCUUUACUUUGCGACUGUACAAAACAUCCGACGUUGAGCUGUACUGUACAGAAAUAUAUCGUAGAUUAGGGUCUAGUGCCUUUCGUAUUUAGGUGUACUUAACCUAAAACAGUUACUUCCAUGUUAUUUCUAAUGGCCGCCAGUCGCUUCGUGCAUUGUUUGAAUGAAACAAUAAUGUUAAUUCCUUGGGGCCCGUUUUGAUUUCCGGCUGACAUAUUUGUUUUGAACGCGUCAAUUUAAUAACAUAACCAAGUAAUUUAUUUUGUUACUGUGUUCCGAAGUCAUAAGAUUAUUUCAUUACCGCUUUCUCCCGAGGGCCGGCAAGCUCUAGGAGCGACUUGUGUUGAUGUUCCUUCUGUGUUUGUGCGAAUGGUAAUGAAGUAUUUUUAAGCUGCGUUUUAUUUAAUUUGCCAUUGUCAAGGGUUUAAUAUGAUGUUUAAACAUUUCAUAAUGUGAUAUUUUAAUGUUAUUUGUUAUCGUGAUAAAUGAUUAAUAAUUAAAAAGUAAUAAUUAUUGAAAUUAUGUUGAAUUAAUAUUAAGGGAAUAUAUUAAGUUCAUUCAUGACACGAUAUCCACUUCUAGUUUUCUCGUUUUAAGCAGAGUUGCCAGUUGUUGGUGUAAAUAAAUAUGGAAUUUAUGCUUUGUAUAGGUGUUUUAAUUUUUUUUUCACGAAAUGACUUUUAGUUUAGUAUUUUCACAUCAAUAAUUUGCGUUUUUCAAUUGUAAUUAAGAAUUUUUACUUUUCGUUGAGAUAUUGACUAAAAUGUAAAACCGUAUAGCAAUAAUGACGUUUCCUCGGUUUAUCGGUAACAUAAUAUAGUUUCAUAGAACAUAUAAGAGUACAUAAUAUAUGUAUGUGUAUAUAUUAUUUCAUAGAUUUUUAUUAUCAAUAGCUUACUUUGUGAACGUUUGACAUUAUAAAUGCUAUUAUUUUAUUAUUGUAGAAUUUAUAAUAGUUUUAUGUACAUAGGCAGAUAAUGAUUGGAGAGAGUUGUGCAUAAAUUAAUAAAAGUCGAUUAUUGAAA